UCACUUACCUGAAAGGGAGAGGUUUUCUUGGUCUGAAUCAUCCCUGGCUAAAGAGAGAGAUGAAUUGGGGGAGGGGGGAGCGGAAUCCCAGGCUUUCGUUUGUUCGUCAUUGUGGAGGGCUUGCUGGGGGCUCUGAUGCCUUAACGCUGAUUCCUUUGGUUCCAGAGAGCUACUCCGUUAUCUUUGUCUCGGAAGAUAGACCGUCACCCCUCUUUAAGGAGGUUGUCUGAUGGACUGCCUGAUUCAGGAAGGAACAAGGCUGGUCAUAGUAGAAGGGGAGAGAGGGAGAUGCCUCACCACUAUCCUCAGGAUAUACACCAAAUAUUGAGAAGAAAGAACAUCAGGAGCUAAGUGUUCUAUUUAAACCAGUAGUUGCUGCUCAGAAAAUACAUAAAUAUGCAGACCCUAAAUCAGUGGUUUAUAUUUUCUUCAUGCAAGAGCAAUGCACUAAAGGAGAGAAGUAAGCUGUGUUGAUCAGUGACUUUGGUGAAGGCUAAGAAAGUUGAAACAAAUUUGCAGAUGACAUACAACUUCUAAGAGAAUCCUACAAAUGCCAUCUAAGCCUGUCACCAACCAUCCCACUCAGCUUUCUACCUAAUUCCUCAUUCUCAAAUUUUGCAGAGAUCCAUAAUUUUAAGAGAGAGAGAAAGUCAAGACGGCAUUGUGGAAACUCUUCUCUGUGCAGCGCUUUUGGUAACUGGAGGCACCCUCUAUUAAAUGGAAGAUAAAGCUACUUCAUGUAAGGUGCUUUGAGCCCACGAGAGAGCUGUCUUCAGCACCUCACCAUGUGUCUACUUUUUGUUGCUUAGACAAGCCUGGACAUUUCUAUAACAUUUGUAUUCUGUAUUGGAAGAAGAGAUUUCUAUAGAUGAAAAAAAUGCCUUUGUUUAGUAAAUCACACAAAAAUCCAGCAGAAAUUGUGAAAGCUCUGAAAGACAACUUGGCCAUUUUGGAAAAGCAAGACAAAAAAACCGACAAGGCUUCAGAGGAAGUGUCGAAAUCACUGCAAGCAAUGAAAGAGAUUCUGUGUGGCACAAAUGACAAGGAGCCCCCCACAGAAGUUGUGGCCCAGCUCGCACAAGAGCUCUACAAUAGUGGGCUGCUGGUGACACUGAUUGCUGACCUACAGCUCAUAGACUUCGAGGGAAAAAAAGAUGUGACCCAGAUAUUUAACAACAUCCUGAGAAGACAGAUAGGUACUCGGAGUCCUACUGUGGAGUACAUUAGCGCGCAUCCUCAUAUCCUGUUUAUGCUCCUCAAAGGAUAUGAAGCCCCACAGAUCGCCUUACGUUGUGGGAUUAUGCUGAGAGAAUGUAUUCGACACGAACCACUUGCCAAAAUCAUCCUCUUUUCUAGUCAGUUCCAAGACUUCUUUAAGUAUGUGGAGUUGUCAACAUUCGAUAUUGCUUCAGAUGCUUUUGCUACUUUUAAGGACUUACUAACCAGACAUAAAGUGUUGGUCGCCGACUUCUUAGAACAAAAUUAUGACACUAUUUUUGAAGACUAUGAGAAAUUGCUUCAGUCUGAGAAUUAUGUGACCAAGAGACAAUCUUUAAAGCUGCUAGGUGAACUGAUCCUGGACCGACACAACUUUGCCGUUAUGACCAAGUACAUCAGCAAGCCAGAGAACCUCAAGCUGAUGAUGAACCUCCUUCGAGAUAAAAGCCCCAACAUUCAGUUUGAAGCCUUCCAUGUCUUUAAGGUGUUCGUGGCCAGUCCUCACAAAACACAGCCUAUUGUGGAGAUUCUGCUAAAAAAUCAACCCAAACUCAUUGAGUUUCUGAGCAGCUUCCAAAAGGAAAGGACAGACGAUGAGCAGUUCAGCGAUGAGAAGAACUACCUGAUUAAACAGAUCCGGGACUUGAAGAAAACCACCCCUUGACCGUCUCAGCCACCCUCCCCACAGUCACCGGCUCAUUUGCUCAGUUUGUACAGAAAGUGUCAUUUCAAAAAGUAAUUGUUCUUGGGAAGGCUUUGGAGGAGGUGCCUGGAUUUUCUCAACUCAUUGGUCAGGGUAGAUGGAACAUAAACAUUUGAAUGAGAAAUGAUUAACCUAGAAUGACGUAUUCAUUUGAAUCAAGUCUGUGAUGAUUUAUGUGAAGUCAGAGCCACUGCAUUAGACACUGAUAAAAACAGUUUUAACCCUUUGUUGACAAAAAGCAGCAGGGCCGUGGGCUUGGAGGCCCGAGCCCUGGGUCAGUCACCACAGGCCACCGAGUCGAAGCCCAAAUGACGGGCGUCACUGAGCCCUCAAAGUCAAGUUCUCUGAGGAGAACUGGGGGUGAGGGCAAGAGGUGCAAAACUCUAUUCCACCCGUCUUCACUCGGACAUAUGGAUUUCUCACGGCGCUGAAAGCUCUGACGAAAUAAGGUCCAUGUUUUCAGUUGUCACACAUCCUUGUUCCCUGCCCCUUUUAACCGUAGCUAACUUCCUAGGGAAGCGCAGCCCUCUCUCUGCUCACUGUCCCAAGCUCCGUCCCAGGUCCCAGCGGCUCUCCUCAGCGCCCCACUCCUGGCGCACCGCACUCCUGGCACACCCCCUGCAGCCUGCAGCCAGGGUAGCUGGGAACCAGCUCGGCCAAAGUAGGAUGGGUCAGCAGGGGUCACAGGGACAUAGGGGACCCACGGGUAUGACCUGCUCACUUGAGAACUUGGAACAGAUGGUGAAGGACCACAGCUUUAGCAGUAGGCACUGCUGUUUCACUCUCACUCCUGGAGCAUUCGGGAAUGUUUGGAAUAUUUCAUUCCUAAUUGUCACUAUGGGAAAAUUCUUUUGUGGUGAAAGUGUGUUUUAGAAUAGGAAUCAUUACAUUGGGAUGCCUCACGUGUACAAAACCAUGGGUCCAGAGGGCUAGCCCGCUUUUAUAAAUAAGGGAACACUGCCGUUGGAAGGGCAAAUGAUUAAAUGUGUGAAAAAAUUCUCAAAGGACUAAAAGUUAUCUUUUCAGUUUAUUUUCUAAUUAGCUGCCACUCUAAUUUCCCAUCAAAGCUUUCAGCGAAAAGGUAGAAAACCUACAAAAAUGUGGUCUCAAGUAUUCUCUUGCGUACUAGUAUGAUUAAGGACUUAAUUUGUGUUCUUUAAAAAAGGUAUUGGACCAAAAACAACAAAAAAGGUUAUGGUUUGUUCUCAGACAUCAAGUACAUAAAAUGAAAUUUUAAAGCUGUAUUUACAAGACAUUAGGGGUAUAAUGAUUAAUCUGUAUUUUUUCAUAAUUCUGUUUCCAAAUCGUGCAUUGUGGCCUUCCGUAAGGACCCUUACUUUGUACCAUACUGUGCGCCGUGUUCUUCAGCCAGGUCUUUCUCCACCAGAAAGGGAAGGAUGACUCUCCAGGGGUCCUUCUCCAGGAUCAGUGCCCUCUGUAGAUUUUGUAUCUGGAGAAUUAGCUGGCAGGCUUCCCCGCCUCUCGGCAGGGCCAGCGUGGACUCCCAAGGCAGAUGGAGUGGGACCCGCGGGAUCCCUAGUAGCAGCUCUGGCCGACGCCAGUGUGGAGGGUCAGCCUGCAGCCCACUGAUGACCUUCAUUCUUUCGUCACUGAAAUUAGAUUAUUUUUAUAACAUUUCCUGACAGUCCAGAGUCUCUUAGAAUGUGACUUUUCUGGUUUUGCUUAUUUGAUUAAAAGAGAAGACUGUAAAUGUUAAAAAAAAGAGAAGGCUCAGUAACCACUGGAAGUUGAUUUGGUUGCUAACACUGUUCCACAACAUCUUAGGACACGUGUUUCCAUUUGGAAAGCAAGGCCCUGUUAUAAUUCUUUUUUGAUAAAUCAAACAUUUUUUUUCCUCUGGGCUUGAAUUAGUUCCUCGCUAGCAAGUCCUUAUUCUAGUUCAGUACCCGUCAAAUAGACAACUGGAGCUAAGAGGCAAUGAAUGAAGUAGCUGGGGUUUUGUGUGAUACAAAUUUGUAAAUUAUUACUGGGGAAGAGGGGAGCAAGACGCUCACAGUCAAAAUAUGUUUGCACAAAAUUCGCUGUAAAUAUUGUGAGAAUUGAACUUUGAGAAGGUCCUAUUUAAUAAACUAUUUCAAAACACAUUUAAAUAAAGACCAAAUAAAAAGGC
Molecule: messenger RNA, 4052 nt
Organism: Ailuropoda melanoleuca (giant panda)
Lineage: Eukaryota; Metazoa; Chordata; Mammalia; Carnivora; Ursidae
Gene: CAB39L
Product: calcium binding protein 39 like
Exons: 13
Coding region: 869-1882 (337 amino acids)
Biological process (GO): intracellular signal transduction
Molecular function (GO): protein serine/threonine kinase activator activity
Source: RefSeq, a predicted model, not a curated record